Molecule: messenger RNA, 798 nt
Organism: Perognathus longimembris pacificus (Pacific pocket mouse)
Lineage: Eukaryota; Metazoa; Chordata; Mammalia; Rodentia; Heteromyidae
Product: basic proline-rich protein-like
Exons: 1
Coding region: 1-798 (265 amino acids)
Source: RefSeq, a predicted model, not a curated record
AUGCGAGGAACAGCCGCCAUUCCCCAGCCGCCACGAGAAGAAAAGCAAACCUGCGCAGAGAACGGAAGGAAAGAGGGGAGGCGGAGAGAACCUUCCAGCACGGCGCUGAGACGCACCCACUUCCAGCAGGAACUCCGUGGGAACAGAGCUCGGGCCCGCCCUGCACCCCACUUUCCUGCCCCCCCCCCCGCCUCCCUGCCCCCUCACGCCCCACUUCCGGCUCCCCACUUCCCCCAAGGUUCCCACGGCCCCCCCCCGCCCCCGGUCUCUGCCUCCAGCUCCCUUCCCAAGCCAGAGGGCCGCAGUGUGCGGAGAAGCCGGGGCACACCCCGUCAUUCCCAAACUCCCCGCGGAGGCCCCCCGGGGCCCCCCACGACCUCGGAGAAGCCGGGGCACACCCCGUCAUUCCCAAACUCCCCGCGGAGGCACCCCACGACCUCGGAGAAGCCUGGCACACCCCGUCAUUCCCAAACUCCCCGCGGAGGCCCCCCGGGCCCCCCACGACCUCGGAGAAGCCGGGGCACACCCCGUCAUUCCCAAACUCCCCGCGGAGGCACCCCACGACCUCGGAGAAGCCUGGCACACCCCGUCAUUCCCAAACUCCCCGCAGAGGCACCCCGGGCCCCCCACGACCUCGGCCAGGAGGCCAAGGCCGCCUGCGACCUAGACAGUGAGCCGAAGAGCGGCUGCUCGGAGGGUCUGGGGGCGGGGGUCCCCCGAGCUGAGGAGACCGGGACACCGAGGCCCGGCCCCCGUCACGGCAGCGAGGGCCCGGCCCGGGCUCCCACGCGGCUCUAG